UGACAAUUAAGCAGCAGCAAAAUAAGAAAAACCAUAAAGGCAAACUUAAGUUAUAUUAGAAAUUAUAGAUCAUCAGCAAACACCAAAUACAAGUUAAAUUCUAAUCAGUUGAGUGCAUUGUUACAAGUUUUGUUUUUAGGUUUGUUUUAAAUUACUGAGUUCAAAUGUACAGUGCAGAUAAAACAAUUCAGUCCGCCAUGGUUAAUAAGCCCAAUAACAAGCAGCAACAACAGCAGCGGCCAUUGGCUGCAACAGAUCGAAGCAGCAUGAAUCCUAGUGGCAGCUUUGUAGACAACACAUUUUGUGUUGUCCUCCAUGUGGUCGAAGCAAUAAAUUUCUAUGGACGUGAGAUGCGCGAAGGGGAACGAGAUCAGAUUGUUAUGAAUGCUGCACUUAAUUCGGUGGACUUUGAGGUUGAGGGUACACCUUCGGUGACCACGGAAACAAUCAUAUUCAACAGCAACUGCAUUUGGGAAUGCGACAUGGCGGGAAUCAAGCGGAUCAAGACCGAUCAUCGACCUGUAAAGGUCACUUUCUUUGCCUCCAAUUCCGCCAGUUCAUCCCGCAAGACAAUUGGAUCGCUGUUGCUCCCGGUGCGGGGAAUUCCCGUGCUGGGCCUGGGUGGCAACAACAGUCCGUUGCAGCUGAAAAUGUUCUGGCACAAAUUGAUCUGCAUCAGCAGCGAGUUUCGAUCCCACAAACCGGAAGUCUUGCUGAUGCUGGCCAUCAUAAAAAAGUCAUUGCUGCACACCAAAGACUUUAAGCAUUUGAUGGUCUUCAAUAACGCAGAGAAACAACCGCGUGGUCCGCCGCUGCAGUCGCCAGGACACUCUAUCACAGCCAACAUGUUGCAGUCGCAGGCUAAUGUUUAUGUUCAGUCAUUGGUGCAAUUGGGUUUGCUGCAGGUGGGAAACAAUCCUCUUGUUGACUGCGACAUCAUUGAGGUGGUGCUGCAAUUUAAGCAACUCAAAAACCUCAACAGGUUUGUCAAAUCAAUAUUUCAAGGCAAGGAUGUGGACACAGUUCUCCUCAUGUUCGACUUUGUUGGCAACGUCACCAAUAUUGAAUUGAAGCUAAAUGAAUCGGAUUGCUAUACACUGGACGAUGUGUUGGGCUUGCGUUUUAAGUCGUCGCUAAACAGCAUUCGGCUCUAUUUUCAGCGAAUUUUCUACUUGCCUAUUAACAUGUAUAUAAAGGGAACUUCAAUAGCUAACUAUCGCAUGGACUUUGGCAAAAUGCUGCCAUCAGAUUUGUACUUUUCCGAUCAACGAAAGUAUAUGCAAAGCGGUAGCUUUGCCUUUGAGCGCUUUGGUCGGAUGGGCAGCGCACGCGAGCUGAAGCCAAUCAUGGACUACACAUUCUCAGUGGACAUCCAGGAAGUGUGCUGGCGUCAGCAAGGCGGUCAAUCCAAUGUGCCACAGCAAGAACAACAACAGUCCGAUCAGCUUAGUUUGCAUUGCGCGACCAGCAAAGCUGUCAUACAUGAAGUGCCCAAAGAUCGGGUCAUUGACAAUGCUGGGGAUUGGCAAUCACAGAAUCCGGAUAGACAUUGCAAACCCGACACUGUAUCUAUCAAUAGCUUAAAUGUUGGUGCUGAAUUGUCCGACUCCGAUGAACGAGAAAGCCCCGUUGAACCUGCUUUGAGUGAUGCCCACGACUCAGAUGAUGGAGGCGAGCACAAGUUUCAUGGGCGUCGCAAGAAGUUUACACGACUCGUGGAUGCCUUGGAAAUCGAGCAACAAGAUGCUGGUAUACUUGAUAUGGCUGAGGACAUUGAUUCCGAAGCUGAGCUUUUAGGGCUUUAUAAUAAUAGCAAGUUCUGUCACCAGAUUACAACCGUUGAAUAUGAGGAGAACGUUGUUCAGAAAACGAAGGAGUGCGUGGAAGUGUCAACAAAAGUUAAACUUCAAGAGACUUCUUCUCAACAGACUAAAACUAAAAAUGAAAACAGAAAAAUGCAAAUGGACGAAAGUGCACGUCAUAAGGAAAAUAAUAGGUCGGAACGAGUUAAAAUUGUUGGAAACGAUCCGUGGUUACAAUUAGAGAAGGAAUACGAUCAGAAAUCCCAAGAUACUCCCAAAGAUAACCCCAAUAAACAGAAUAUUAAUAUGGUGCACAAGUUACGCAGAUCUAAAAUUAUACCAAAUGAUAAGAUGGACUUGGACUUGCCGGAGUCCGAUGUGAAAAGUAAAGUGGCAGUCCGAAAGAAUACAUCAAAUGAUAAAGCAUUAAAUGUGGAACCAAAUAUACUCAGUCAGAGGAAAGGUCUAUUGAAAACCGAUGACGAAUUGGAGCAAUUAGAAGUCGCUGAGAUGGCCAAAAUUAUACAUAAAUCGUCUAAUACGUCGAAGCCAUUGUUACAGAAUAGAUAUUUGAUGUCUGACGAUAGUUUUCUUAAAGCUGAGAAUGAUAUCGAAUUGGAUUGCGAGUCGCAGAAAUCGCAAAACUUAAGGAAGUCUAGGAAAAGAUUUGUUGACGGAGACACGGUGGAGGCGGACACCACAACCGACACAGAGAUUAAAGAAAGAAAUGGCACGCGAAAGACUAAGUCAAAGGUAUUCGUUCAAGUAGAGUCCGAAGUUUGUGAGACAGUCAUAGAUAAGCAACCACAGAAAACGAAACAAAUGUCGACAUCAAAGGCUGAGCUCAGUUUAAGAGCACGGUGGGUUGAGGUCAACAAGAAUCAACGUACUAUGUUAGAAGAGACUGAAAGGUUUAUUGGAGAAACUAUUAAAGGAGCUAACUAUCUAACUGAAGAACCAUUUUCAGGAAGCUCUACAAGGUCGUCACCUAAGAAAUUAGAUCGAAAUCAUGUAAAACCUCGUUCAAAAAUAGAUAUUAAGAUGCCGUUAAAUGAAGAACAGAAUUUAGAACAUAAAACAAUGAAGAAAAAAGCACCUGUUAAUAUAUGUGUUAGUGAGAACUCACAAGAAAUGGCACCUCCCACAAAUAAAAUAUUCCCAAAGGCCAGAAGAGGAAAUGAAACUAGAGAUUUUGAAGAACUUGGCAGUACUCAAAGUUCCGCUCAAAAAUCAAGUCGAGUUGUUAAGCAAUCAUUAGCCCACGCACCAGAAGAGUCAACCAGUAAGCAGCCUGUCACAAAUGGGUACACCAAGGAAUUGCCAGAGACAGAGUCUAGUGAACUUGAAAUGGUUACAACCCAACGAAAGAAAAUGCUGAAAAAGAAAUCAUCAAGAACUGCCAAGUCAGGGGACGAAUGCUGCGGCAAUGCUACUUCGAAAUCACAGUUGGAAGUGGAUACUCAGUUGUCACGAUUAGAGGUUACUGUUCAUAUGUACGAUCAAACGAAGGGAGCUGGAGCUGAGACUACAAAGCAAGUUGUUGAAGGGGAUGUGAACGACAUGAAUGAGAGUUUACAACAGAUAUUGUCUGUCUCUAUGGGUCUUCAACGAGAAAUGCAACUAAAGGCGUUGGAGUAUCUGCGGAGUCUUAGCCAACAACCGUCACAGGUUCGAUUAGACAAGCAUUCACAGUCAACGCCUGUUAAUGAAUCGAAUAACAUGGAUGCAAACUAUAUUGUUAAAUUCAAAGAACUAGAAGAGCACAUUAUCGUGCUUGAGGAUCACUUGCGUCAAUUUGAAAGUCGCACCUUCAAAAUGCAAGAGGAAAACUCAAAAUUAGCACAAGAGAAGAUGCAGCUUAAGCAACGCAUUUGUCACAUGGAGCAGCAGAUUGAAGCGCUGCGUCACGGGGCAACGAACAGUAGUGAUCUGAGGCAAAUGCUCAACAAGUUACGCCACCAGAAUGUACGUUUUAAUGAUCUUGCCAAGGCAAGGGAUCACUACAAAAAGCAAUGGAGACAUGCGGCCAAGCGAAUUCAUGUCCUCAAACUAGCCAUGCAUGAGAAGAAUGUGCAGCACCAGUACGAGACCCUAGAAUCCAACGUUAUUAAUCUAAAGAGUAUUUUGACCCAGGAUGCCGAUGAGUUUGAGCGAGAAUUUGGACGGUUUCGUAACACUACAGUUAGUUUUCCUGGUUCAAACGAUUCUUCAGAGCCCUUGCUCAAAGAUUAUCUGCGCGGAUUGUCCCCACAAACACUUGGUAAACACAUACCUGCAAAUAGUGUUGACAGCACUCGAAUGCAUUAGGCAGUUUCUAUCCAUCGAAAUUAGCGGUGUAUCUGGUUAUUGGAACACUUUUAUCUUACUUAAUUUUAACGUUUUUGUUUUGAUCUGUUUUAGUUUGUAAUUAAAAUUGCGAUAGAUGCUUAUUUUGUAUUUCUGCUAGAGUCUGUAGAAAUAUUGCAAUUAUUAUUUAUUUCU
Messenger RNA from Drosophila albomicans, 4283 nucleotides. RefSeq lists its product as uncharacterized. The record is from RefSeq and is a predicted model, not a curated record. Bases 165 to 4109 code for a protein of 1314 amino acids. Lineage: Eukaryota; Metazoa; Arthropoda; Insecta; Diptera; Drosophilidae. The transcript has 6 exons.